Tetrahymena thermophila SB210 is the source of this 2373-nucleotide messenger RNA. RefSeq lists its product as hypothetical. The record is from RefSeq and is a predicted model, not a curated record. The transcript is spliced from 5 exons. NCBI's taxonomy places the organism in Eukaryota, Ciliophora, Oligohymenophorea, Hymenostomatida, Tetrahymenidae.
CAGCAAUAUAAAUCAAUAAAGAAAAAAUAGAGAUUAAUAAAUUGCAAAUAAUCAUAAAAAUUCUUAAUAAAACUGAGCCAAAAACAAAUAGUAAAACAAAUGAGAACUUCUACUUGUGAAAACACUGAACCUCAAGGAACUUAGACAGGUCUUUAUCAAUCACAAUAGCAGCUAAGCGAAGUGUUUGCUUAGAAUUUAGCUUUACCAGUCCUCUAGUAACUUUAAUUAGCUUAUGAUAGCACCUCUUAACAGAGUUACUCAUCUUAGUUUUAAGCUUCUACCGAAAAUUAUCUUAAUUAAUUUAAUCUACUUCUUCUAUCCAACUAAAUCUCUCCUUUUUAAAAUGACUUAAUAAUUAACUAGCUACAAUAGCAGACUCUCUCUAAUUUAAACUCAUCAAACACUUAAAAUAGAGAAACCUAAAGUGUUUAAAAAUGCUAGCUGAUUUAAAAACAAGAAAAAACAAAAGAUGUUGAUGACUCUUUUUUAAGUAAUUAUGUAGAAUAAUAAGUCAAAAAUUCUUUUUCACAUAAACAAGAUAAUACUCAAUUUUUUGCAAAUAGCGAUUAAAAUGACACUUCUGUUGAGUAAAGUGAGUCGAAUAAAGAAGUUGAUCGCUUCACCUUAGACACAGGAAAGAAAGAUAAUACUUAUUAAAACCUUAAAAUCAAUAAUAAUGACUCUUUUGUCAAUUAAAAAUAAUAAGAAGAAGGGAAUUAAGUAACCCGUCAACAAUUACUUAUAGGUUUGAUGGGCUUAGAGUAGCAACUAAAAAAACUUUAGUAAUAAUCCUAGUAAAGAAAUUCUGCUAAUUGUGGUAGCUCUACUGCUUCCAAUUAGCGCUACGAGGACGAAGAGAAUCUGUCUCCUGUUUUUAAUAAAGACAAAAAUAAAUUUUCCUUAUUUGAUGCUGACCCAACCCCUGUUAAUCGCAAAAGAUCUGGCAGAAUAGAUACUAAGCUACCAUUGACUCAAUUAUGUAGAUAGCAAUCUACUAAUAAUACCUAAUCAGGUAUCUGCUCAAGUUCUGACGUUUUGACUCCUUGUAAAAAUGUUAAUAUUGUAAAUUAAGGAGGUAGUAUAUUUGAUAGCAGUGCAAAUACAAAGAUUAUAAAGAAUAAUUUGUCUUCCUUUGGUAAUAGCAUGAGCUUAUACAAUUACUAAAGUCAGUUCACAGACAUUAAUGAGUUUUGUUUAGAAGACGAUGAAGAUAAUCCUAAGAUUGAAACAUCAACUAUGAGUGAAGCCAAGUCCAGAGAUUUCAACAAAAUAAAAGAAAUAGUUUAUUUUAUAGUUGAUAAUUUAGAUAAAAAUUAAGAAGAGCUUGCAGCAAAAAGAAGUUUUAUACAAUAAGAUGAACAUUUCUCAGACAACAAAUCUGCAUAUUUGAUCAUAUUUGAUUAACUAGUAAAAAAAUUUAAGCACCUUAAAAAAACAAAAGAAGAAAAAACAAAAUUCUGUAUGAGAAAGGCAUUUAGAUAUCUCUUUGCCUAACUCAAAACAAAUUGCAACUCUAAGAUGAACCUUAAAGAAGCCAAUGAAAUUUGCAUGAAGCACUAUUUCUCUUAGCAUGUUAAUGAUUCUCAAUUUGUACUUCCCUUCAGACGCAAUUCUUCAAUUAAGACUAUGAAUGCUGCUUUCUUAAAAAAAGUCUUUUCUUCUACAAAGUUUGUUUAAGAUUAUAGAAAUUUUUUGAAUUAUUUUGACAGACUUGCCUUAGAUGAUAAUUCUAAAAAGGUAGAUUAGCUGGCUUACUACAUACUUCCUAUGCUUGAAGAUAAUAAAUUUGAUAAAAUAGAUGGCCUUAGAAGACUACCUUGGACAAUGAAUCUUCUUGACUCAACCAGAAACUUAGCAUUUCAAUUAUUAGAAUUUGAAGAAAACUCUGGAACAAACAACUGCUCAGUUUUUUCAUAGAAUUAAUAGAAUGAAUUCAUAAUCGAAAAUACAUAAUCAUUGAACAAUAAUCCAGUAUUUUUAAAUAACAUAUGCUGCUAAAAUGAAGAUUAUUUAUCCAAUGUUGAUACUCUUUCAAUUUAAACACAGAAUAGAAAGAUAAGUGAGUCUUGCAUCAACAUGGAACUUUUAUCUAGAAAAUAAAGCAUGUGCUCCAGCGACUCAUAGCAAAACAGUUUGAAUAAUAAUGAUAUAGAGUUCAAAUAAGAUGGCUGCUUUUCAGAUCAACACAUGGUUUACCUCAAAUAGAUAAAUACAGCUCUUCAACAAUUUUAAUAGAAUUGGAAAAUAUAGUAGAACCUUAUGUAAAAAUAAAUGAACAAAUAAAUUAAAAGAGAAGUUAUCAUUUUAAGUCCUCCUUUGUAUGACUUAAAUGAAAAUCCAUAUAAAAAGUAAUAAAUAAGUUAUACAAACUGA